Arachis ipaensis is the source of this 2275-nucleotide messenger RNA. NCBI's taxonomy places the organism in Eukaryota, Viridiplantae, Streptophyta, Magnoliopsida, Fabales, Fabaceae. The record is from RefSeq and is a predicted model, not a curated record.
AAUCGUAUCAUAAUUCGCAUGAACCAUGAACAACGAUGAUCGGGUGCUGUCAAUCCCACUGAAGAAGACUGAUCCGGUGGAGCUGUACCUGCCGUUACGUAAGUUGGUAGUCUCAAAAUACUCGGAGAACGAUGCACAAAAAGUUGAAAGCGUUCUCGAAACCCUAAACAAAUGCCGUAGGGACAUGGUGGAGCGUAGAGGGGACCUCUCCCUUCCCAUGCAACGUGACUGCCUCAUCCACUACUUCAAAUGCCUUUCCAUGGUUGAGCUACUCUUCACCUCUAUCUCCUCCGACGCCGACGUGGAUCCCGUCAUCUUUGUCUGGUACGACGCCUUCAACCCUGACCAUCAGGAUGGAGUCUCCUCAGAGCGCAACGCCAUCCAAUUGGAGAAGGCCGCCGUUGUCUUCAACCUUGGAGCCAUAUGCAGCCAGAUUGCUGCCUCUUGCGACCGUACCACCGCCCUUGGCCGUCACCUUGCUAUGGAAGCCUUCAAAGUUGCCGCCAAUUUCUUCUUGAAACUCUGGAAGGUUUUUGCCAAUGGCGUGGUCUCCGCCACCCUCGAUUUGACUCGCCGCUUCGCGAAGUUUCUGCACCUCCUCUUCUCCGCUCAGGCUUUCGAGCUCGAAUUAGGGGAAGAACUCAACAACAAGGGCGGCAGUUACCGUCUCCAACAACACCGAUGUGCCCUAUUUUUUAGAUCGGUUUAUAAGCUUUAUCGUAGAGCAUAUGAACUGAUACCUGCUGAUUCGGCUGCAUGGAACUAUGUCAACUCUUUUGACCAAACCUGGGUACCUCAUCUUUGCCAGAAGGCGACAUUCUUUGAGGCGGAGGCUCGUCAGUGGAAAUCAUCCAUCCUACCCAAAUCCAAGCGACCUUUCCCUGAAGCAUACGAGUCAAGGGUCCAAUCUUGUGCUAUUGAUCAAGCAGAAUGUGUCACUGAGACAUUAGUUAGCGGGAUUUGCAGCCUCUCGAGGAAACUCAAGCCACCACAAAUAUACGUUGACCUCAUCCUCUCGGAGUACAAUCCUUUCAAGAUUACGAAGGAUGGAAAGCUGGUGGCUUACCCAUGGGACAUGCCUCCUCCUUAUCCAACAAAUUCGGCAAUCCUCUCGUCUCCAUUGCCUUCUUCGCGGGCCUCAGAAAUUCUUGCAUUCAUUCCUUUGAAGAAGAGUGAGCCCUUGAAUGAUCUCUAUGAGUCCCUGCGCAGUUACUUUGUCCUCAAAUACUCUGAGAGCGUGGCAAAAAGAGUAGAAGGCUUUCUCGAAAUGCUACACAAAUUGCGCAAUGAGAUGCUGCGUGAUGACCUUUCUCUACCCUUUCGCCGUGACUGCCUCGUCCUUUAUUUCAAAUGCCUUUGCAUGAUUGAGCCUUUCUUUCCUAUGAAAGCCUCACCCAACCCACCUGUCUUUGUUUGGUACAAUGCCAUCAGCCCUCAACAUCACUCUUCUCAGCAUAACAUCCAUUUGGAGAAGGCCUCUGUUCUCUUUAACCUGGGAGCCCUCUGCAUCCACAUUGCUCUCUCCUGCGAUCAAAGCACCAUCCAUGGCUAUCGCCUUGCCAAGGACGCCUUAAAGGAUGCUUUUUAUUGGAACGAUAAACUGAGGAGGGAGUCUAAGCGGGCAUCUGGCACGAUUGACUUGUCCGGACAAUACUUCGAUGUGAUACAAGAUGAGAUUCACAAUGAGUUUGCCCACUUGAAAAGGAAGUUUCAUCGUCAUGAUGUGUCUUCAUUACCUGAUUCAGCUAAUAUGUCGAGAGAUGGGCCUUUAGCUAAUUAUGAUCCGAGUGAUGUCACCGAACAAUUUCUUUUAGGGUAUUGUAAGGCUCACUCCCUGCUUCAUUUUGGGGCUGACUCUCUGCCUCAUGGGGUAUGUGAAGCACAAUGCUUGGACCUUCUCUCUGAGUUUAGCCCUGUCAAGAUUAAGGAUGGAAAUCUUGUGGCCAAUGCAAUCUUAGAGGCACCAAAUUUGGCAUUGGAGAACAUGAGCUUGCAGGAGACGACACAACAGUAACAUUACUGUAGAGAAAAGCUUUAGGAAUUAUCUUAUUUUCUUUUUUAAAUUGGAGGUUGGAACUUUGUUGGUUGAAAUAUUAUCCUCGUGAUUUUGUUGCUUGGUUUAUGAAUAUAUUCCUUCUUAUUCAACCCCAAUUUGUAGUGAUUUGUAUGACUGUGAUCUGAUCUCGUACCUAUUGCUAGUUAUCGUUGCAUAUUGGUAAAUUGAACUUAUUCGGUGUUUCCAAUUUCCAUCAAUGCCUAAUAAUUAAGCAAAUAA